Neolamprologus brichardi is the source of this 2163-nucleotide messenger RNA. The record is from RefSeq and is a predicted model, not a curated record. NCBI's taxonomy places the organism in Eukaryota, Metazoa, Chordata, Actinopteri, Cichliformes, Cichlidae.
UCGAGUAACAUGGAGGACGAGGUGGAUGUUGACAUCGAAGGAGAUGACUUUGAUAACAAUAUUGGGGAGAUGGACGGAGGAGGUUUGGUGCAGGAGCAGUUCAUGCAGCCUACAGGGAAGAGCAGCGCCUGGAUACUGCCCUGGGAGCUGGACAGCUCCAUCAGCCCGGAGAACAGAGAGGCGAUAGAGAGGAUGUUGCUAGAGGAACAAUAUUACCUGACAGGUAAGGAGAUUCCCGACCACAUUUGGCACAGUGAUCCUCACAAAAAAAACAAAGUGAAAAAGUCUCCGGCCAAGAACAUAGCUUCGUCUGCUGGUUCAUCCUCUCGAUGGUCCCAACAGGAGAAAGAACUGUUUGAGGAAGGCCUGGCUCGGUUCGGUCGAAGGUGGACUAAGAUUGCUAAGCUUAUGGAAAGCCGUACCGUUCUUCAGGUUAAGAGUUACGCCAGGCAGUAUUUUAAACAUAAGGCAAAAUCAGAUCCUGGUCCCGCGGCUCCCUCUGUAGCUCCCAUAAUACACCUACAACCUCCUCAGCCCACCUCCAGUCAAGUGUCUACUCUUGCCAACGCUGUCCGCAUAGAGAAGCUUUCUGACGAUGAGGAUGAGGAUGUAGACAUCACUGACGACUUGAGUGAUGACGAAGAAGGCAAUAAACCACAGGCAGUCCUCAGCAGUGAUUUCUGUGGGCCUGAGGAGAAAACAGAUUCUGGGAGUCAAAGCCCCACAGAAGAACAUGUAAGUCUGAGUGGGGUAGAGAGCAUCCAUGAGACGAAGGAGAAACCGAGCCACAGCUCUCUUUCUCCGCAAAGUCUUCAACCCUCAUCUUUCCCUGGUUGCUCAGAAGAUCCUGGAGUAACAGAGCGAGAUGAGAAGGUCAACAAGACAGCGUCGGUAUUUCCACAAAGCUGUCAGACACCGCCUCACGCAGACUCAAAGCAGAUGUUCUCAGCAGGCAUUGCUCAACUGGAAGAAGCUUACAGUGAUGGAAUGGAUUCUUCAGACAAGAUUGAGAAGAAUCUAAAUGAUAGACCAUACAAUGACCAGGAGGAGGAGGAGAAUGAAGAUGAUGAAGAGGAGGAGCUGAAGGCCCCUGAACAAGAAAUAGAGAUGGACACAGAGACCAUCACCGAGGAUGAGAAGCAGGCUAUCCCAGAGUUCUUUGAGGGGCGACCAUCAAAAACCCCUGAAAGAUAUCUGAAGAUUAGAAACUACAUCCUGGAUCAAUGGCUGAAGAGCAAGCCCAAGUACCUAAACAAGACAUCGGUCCGCCCUGGUCUAAAGAACUGUGGAGAUGUCAACUGCAUUGGGAGAAUACACACCUAUCUGGAACUCGUUGGAGCAAUCAACUUCAACUGCGAGCAAGCUGUGUACAAUCGUCCAAAGGUGAUGGACCGCUCCAAGCAUAAGGAAGGCAAAGAUGUACUGGAGGCCUAUCAGCUCGCCCAGAGGCUGCAGAGCAUGCGAACCAGGAAGCGGCGUGUGCGGGACAUUUGGGGGAACUGGUGUGAUGCUAAAGACUUGGAGGGACAGACGUAUGAGCAUCUAAGUGCAGAAGAAUUAGCUCUGCGGAGAGAGGAGAUGAAGAAGCAGCCUAAACCUUACAAGAUGUCCAGAUACCGAGGCUCUUUUGACCCCUUCCAGCUGAUUCCCUGCAGAUCUUUUGAAGAGGAUAUAAAGGAACCAUUCCAGGUUAUAGUCUGUGCUGAGACGCUUCUCAUCAUGGAUAUGCAUGCACAUGUGUCAAGGGGGGAAGUCAUUGGUCUGCUUGGUGGAACUUUUAAUGAAGAAGCAAAAGUAUUGAAGAUCUGUGCAGCAGAGCCAUGUAACAGUGUGAGCACAGGUCUGCAGUGUGAGAUGGAUCCAGUGUCUCAGACACAGGCCUGUGAUGUGCUGUCAUCCCUGGGAUUCAGUGUAGUGGGCUGGUACCACUCGCAUCCCUCCUUCCACCCUAACCCUUCACUGCGAGACAUAAACACGCAGCACCAAUUCCAGAGUUAUUUUUCACGUGGUGGAGCCCCGUUUAUUGGGAUGAUAGUGAGCCCAUAUGACCCAGCUAAUGCCUCCCCCCACUCCCAGACUACCUGCUUAUUGGUAAAAGAGAACCAGGAGCCUUCAGACCCCCAGAGGUGUACACUGGCUCUCAUGCUAUGGCAGCUGGGAUAG